Penicillium arizonense is the source of this 351-nucleotide messenger RNA. RefSeq lists its product as uncharacterized. Bases 1 to 351 code for a protein of 116 amino acids. Lineage: Eukaryota; Fungi; Ascomycota; Eurotiomycetes; Eurotiales; Aspergillaceae. The record is from RefSeq and is a predicted model, not a curated record. The transcript has 2 exons.
AUGACCAAGAACACCUCCCAGACAGAUUUGGAAACCAGGUCCUGUGUUCGUGUCAUUUGGAGCACCCGAUACUGGAUGCUGCGGAACAUGGGCAUUCGGCGCUUGUCAAUUGGGAAAGGCCAUGAUGAGCUCAUCGAGACGCUUUUAGCCCACGGCGCCGAUGUCGAUGAGGAACAUUUACAUGAAGCUAUUUUGCAAAGCAACAAGAAACCGCUAGAAAUGCUACUCGCCAAGUACGGAGCUGAGAAUUGCCGUUCCAAUCUUUUGGAGCUUGCAGCUUUGACCAAGAAAAGGCCGUCGUCAAAGCAAUUGAAUUUGGUCAAGACUCAGUCGUCACCCUUCUCCUGGUAA